Molecule: messenger RNA, 1315 nt
Organism: Botrytis cinerea B05.10
Lineage: Eukaryota; Fungi; Ascomycota; Leotiomycetes; Helotiales; Sclerotiniaceae
Exons: 4
Coding region: 42-1106 (354 amino acids)
Biological process (GO): proteolysis
Molecular function (GO): metalloendopeptidase activity
Source: RefSeq, a predicted model, not a curated record
GAACAGACAGUAUCAUCUCUCAUCCCUACAUUCAAUUCAAUAUGCGCUCUUUCUCCAAGAUUUUGGCAGUUGCCAGUUUGGCCGCCAUUGCCAACUCUGCGGUUUUGAAGAGGGAUAACAAUGUCCUUGAAGUCACUUUGGUUGCUGGCGAGAAUGCUGUAGUCCAUGCUUCCGUCAAGAAUGUCGGAGCCGAAGACUUGAACCUUUUGAGCUAUGGAAGUCUCUUCGAUACUGCUCCAGUUCAGAAGAUCAAUGUUUAUGAAGGCGAAACUGCCGUUCCAUUCAAGGGAGUUCUUCGCGCCAUUCAACGUACCGACUUGGCCCCAGAGGUUUUCCAUACUCUUGCAGCAGGUGAAACCUUCGAGACCUCAUUCAACGCAGCCGAAGUCCACGAUCUCUCCACCUCAACCUACACUUUCGUAGCCGAAGGUGCCAUCCCCUUUGCCAAAGCCGGAUCCACCGAAAUCAGUGAUUCCAUUAUCUUCAAGUCCAAUGCCAUCACUGUUUCCGUUGAUGGUGAAGCCGCCAAGUCUGUCGCAAAGGCCAUUCCAUCUUCCAUCGACCGCAGAACCGUUCUCCAAUCCGGAUGUUCCACCAGCCAAAGAUCCGCAACCACUCAAGCACUUUCCUACUGUGCUUCCCUUGCUAGAGCAGCCUCCACUGCCGCAUCAUCAGGAUCCUCCACCAAGUUCAGCGAAUACUUCAAGACAACCUCAUCCAGCACCCGUUCCGUCGUCGCAGCUCGUCUCAGCGCCGUCGCUUCCCAAUGUAGUUCUCUCACCUCUGGCUCCACAAAGUACUACUGCACUGACGUAUACGGAUACUGUGAAUCCAACGUUCUCGCCUACACCAUCCCAUCCACCAACGAGAUUGUCAACUGCCCUAUCUACUACUCUGCUCUUCCAGCACUUACAGGUACUUGCCACGCACAAGACAGAGCAACAACCACUCUCCACGAGUUCACCCACGCACCUGCUACUUACAGCCCAGGAACUGCUGAUAACGGUUACGGAUACGCAGCUGCUACUGCCUUGACCAGUGCAAGAGCUGUCUUGAACGCUGAUAGUUACGCACUUUACGCCAACGCUAUCUACGUCGGAUGCUAGAUCAGAAAUGAUGCUACCAUCUCCAAUGGCAUUGAUAUCCGAAAGACCGUCCAAAUAUCAAGCUAUUAUGUUUCAUGGUGGAUGUUAAGACGUUUCCCUUCACGAAGUUUCUUGCCAGUGCUUGGGAUUAGAUACAUGAGAGUAGAUAUAUAUUCUAGCUUCAGUCGUAUUUAUAUAUCUCAUUCGUUAACGAAAUUUUCAUGAUCUAC